AUGGAGACUUGCAUACAUAUGCUCAACAACUCAACCCUUGAAUGGACAAUCAGAGCUCGCGUUACAAGGGUUUGGCCAACUAUUUCAAGCUUUACCAACUCUGUGAGAGGAUACAACCUUAUUCUCCUUGAUCGCCAUAACCAUCGCAUUCAUGCACGGGUUAACAAUGAUUUCUGGCAAUCUCUUGAUGGUUUGAUAGUCGAAGGAGGUUUGUACGAAAUAACAACUUUUGCCAUCUUGAACUGUUCUGCGUCUGAACGCCCCCUCUCUUCUACAAGGUUCAUUCGUUUCUUGAAUGUCACCACUGUUCAGCCAUACCUGGAUACCAGCCUUAGAUUUCCACAAUAUGGUUUUGAAUUUGUUCAAGUCGAUGAAGUACAGCGUCUUGCAGAACCAAACAAUGAUGAUCAAUUACCAGUCCAUACCAUAGAUGUGAUUGGUGUUGUCGAGCAUCCUGGCCAGGUGUCAACGAUCCGCACUAGGCAUGGUGAUCGUCGUGUCCAUAAGUUUCAAGUCACUGAUGGCCAUGUGUUUGUUCGAGUAACCCUGUUGGGAAGAAUUCUGGACAGCAGCAACAUGCUGUUUACUGCCAAUUUGCAGGCUCCUGUUGUUAUCGUGUUGGCUGGUGUGAAAAUUAAGAGGAUUCCAGUUGAGGUAGGUCUGGAUAACUACCAUUUGACAGCAUGCCCUUGGACUCAGAUUUUUAUAAACAUGGAAACCGAUGCUGCAACUGACAUGAGAAACGAGUUAGUUGCCAUCGCUCAUUAA
Molecule: messenger RNA, 768 nt
Organism: Daucus carota subsp. sativus
Lineage: Eukaryota; Viridiplantae; Streptophyta; Magnoliopsida; Apiales; Apiaceae
Exons: 4
Coding region: 1-768 (255 amino acids)
Biological process (GO): DNA replication; nucleotide-excision repair; meiotic cell cycle
Cellular component (GO): DNA replication factor A complex; nucleus
Molecular function (GO): damaged DNA binding; single-stranded telomeric DNA binding
Source: RefSeq, a predicted model, not a curated record